AUGUCAAAUUUGGAGUUUAUUGUAUCGAGGAUAAACGAAAGCAGUAAAUCUUUAUCAACAUUGUAUUUCAAACCGCCAGGAAUAUUUAGCAAUGCAUUGAUGAAGAACGAUAGAACCGAAAACUUGUUGACGGAUUUGAUUGAAAACAAUGAUCAAAAGAGCAACAAAAAGCCCUUUUUGGUGUAUAACGAAAGGAAGAAUGAGCUAGAAAGACGAGAUGGGAGCGUGAUAAAAGAGAAUGAGGAAGCCAUCAACAGGAUAUUGGUGAGGAAUUUGAGUUCCAAAGCCAAUGGCAAUGGCAAUGGAAGUGGUGGUGACAGUAAUAACAACAACAAUGUGAAUAACAUGAACAAUAUAAACAACAUCAACAGUAUGAAUGCAAAUAAUGAUGAAUUCGAAUAUGGAGAAAGCUUGAUCAAGUUUCCAGGAAAGGGAAACAUUCAGAACUUGAUAAAAACCGAAAUCAAUCCCAACAAGGAGUUGUUCAACAGUCUCAAGAAAAAAGAGAAAAUACUAUAUGAUUACAAGAGCCAUGACGAUGAAGUUCCCGAGGACGAAAGGCUCAUCAACGAGUACAAGACCAUCAAUGAGAUGGUGGACAUCAUUGUGACGUUAAACGAACAGAAGUUUCCCAUCCAUGGGUUGGAGGAGCAUUUGGGCGAAAUCAAAGAGCGAAAUCUCUUCUUGUUCAACGAAAUCAAGGAGUUGAAUUUGUUGAAGGAGGACAUUGAAAAGCAGAUCAAGAUGGCGAACCAGGCGAUCCAGAACCGAGAUUUGGAAACAGAGAACCACAAUUCUGCUGCUGCUGUUGUUGUUGUUCCUCCCUCUCCCUCUCCUCCUGCUCCCACCUCUCUGUUAACCAUCGUCGAAAUGAUCCAGCACCACGAACACGAAAUCCACGAGUUGAAGCUCAGAAUCGCAGAAAAGCGUGCCUCGCUCUGA
Messenger RNA from Ascoidea rubescens DSM 1968, 942 nucleotides. RefSeq lists its product as uncharacterized. The record is from RefSeq and is a predicted model, not a curated record. NCBI's taxonomy places the organism in Eukaryota, Fungi, Ascomycota, Saccharomycetes, Ascoideales, Ascoideaceae. The transcript has a single exon. Bases 1 to 942 code for a protein of 313 amino acids. Gene Ontology annotation, biological process: attachment of spindle microtubules to kinetochore. Gene Ontology annotation, cellular component: spindle microtubule; DASH complex.